Messenger RNA from Helianthus annuus (common sunflower), 438 nucleotides. RefSeq lists its product as uncharacterized. Bases 1 to 438 code for a protein of 145 amino acids. The transcript has a single exon. Lineage: Eukaryota; Viridiplantae; Streptophyta; Magnoliopsida; Asterales; Asteraceae. The record is from RefSeq and is a predicted model, not a curated record.
AUGGAUAGAAUCCCAACGGUCGAGGCGCUCGGUAAACGGGGUGUGGUGGUUUUGGACGACAUGUGCAACUUUUGUCACGGGUAUACCGAUUCGGUCACUCACAUUUUCACUGCUUGUCCGCUUGCAUUGGGUGUGUGGGAGAAAAUCAGUUUUUGGUGUCGUAUCCCGAGGUUCUUCGUUUUUUCGUUUAGAGAUCUUAUUGAAAUGCAUAAUGUGGGUAACAAAGGUCAGGCAGAACGUGACGCUCUGCAUGGUGUGUUGUUGAUUGCGUGUUGGCAGCUUUGGAAGGCGAGAAACAAGCUUAGGUUUAACGGUGUUAGGCCUAGCGUAGAUGAGGUUUUUCGCGAAGUUAGAAUUCUUAGUUUUUUUUGGUUUAAACACAGAGCGAAAAAAGGGGUUUUUGAAUGGAGGGACUGGUGUAAAUUUGUAAAUUUGUAA